This is a messenger RNA of Camelus dromedarius (Arabian camel), 1160 nucleotides long. It is a transcript of the gene DNASE2B, whose product is annotated as deoxyribonuclease 2 beta. Gene Ontology annotation, molecular function: deoxyribonuclease II activity. Lineage: Eukaryota; Metazoa; Chordata; Mammalia; Artiodactyla; Camelidae. Gene Ontology annotation, biological process: apoptotic DNA fragmentation. The record is from RefSeq and is a predicted model, not a curated record. The transcript is spliced from 6 exons. Bases 4 to 1077 code for a protein of 357 amino acids.
AAAAUGACCACAAGACUUCUGAGAAAAACCCUGGCUUUGCUCUUCCUUGGCCUCUUUGGGGUCAUGAAGGCGACAACAAUAUCGUGCAGAAAUGAAGAAGGUGAAGCUGUGGAUUGGUUUACCUUUUAUAAGUUACCUAAAAGGCAAGACGAGAAAAGUAGAGAGACUGGGUUAGAGUACCUAUACCUAGACUCUACCAGCAGAGGCUGGAGGAGGAGUCAGCAGCUAAUGAACACCACCAAGAGUGUUUUGGGAAGGACCUUACAACAGCUGUAUGAAGCAUAUGCCUCCGAGAAUAACAACACAGCCUAUCUAAUAUACAACGAUGGAGUCCCUAAAUCUGUGACUCACGGCAGAAAGUACGGACACACCAAAGGUUUAUUGCUGUGGAACAGAGUCCAGGGGUUCUGGCUGAUUCAUUCCAUUCCCCAGUUUCCUCCAGUUCCUGAAGAAGGCUACGAUUACCCACCCACGGGGAGACGGAACGGACAAGCCGGCAUCUGCAUCACUUUCGAGUACCGCCAGUAUGAAGCAAUAGAUUCUCAGCUCUUGGUCUGCAACCCAAAUGUUUACAGCUGUUCCAUCCCAGUCACCUUUCACCAGGACCUUGUUCACAUACCCCAGCUGUGUGCCAGGUCCAGCUCAGCAAAGAUGCCUACCCGUCACCUUGCCACACUUCAGUCAACCCAGGGGCAAAACUUCCUUCAUUUUGCAAAGUCUGAUUCUUUUCUUGAUGACAUCUUUGCUGCCUGGAUGGCUCAACGCUUGAAGACACACUUGCUAACAGAAACCUGGCAGCGAAAGAGACAAGAGCUUCCUUCAAACUGCUCCCUUCCUUACCAUGUCUACAACAUCAAAGCAAUUAAGAUAUCUAGACACUCAUAUUUUAGUUCCUAUCAGGAUCAUGCCAAAUGGUGUACUUCCCAAAAGGGUACAAAAAAUCGCUGGACAUGUAUUGGAGACCUCAAUCGGAGCCCAUCCCAAGCCUUCAGAAGUGGAGGAUUCAUCUGUACCCAGAAUCAGCAUAUUUACCAAGCAUUUCAAAGAUUAGUUUUGUAUUAUGAGAACUGUAACUAAACUUGCUCAAAGGACAUACGUGCCAUCAUCUUCAGCAUUGAUAAUGUGUUUUCUUCUACUAGAUCCGUUCUUUAUAUGUUAAA